Molecule: messenger RNA, 225 nt
Organism: Penicillium canescens
Lineage: Eukaryota; Fungi; Ascomycota; Eurotiomycetes; Eurotiales; Aspergillaceae
Product: Male sterility NAD-binding
Exons: 2
Coding region: 1-225 (74 amino acids)
Source: RefSeq, a predicted model, not a curated record
AUGCGGCCCGUGGGAAGACAUAACACACAGCCACAUUACCGCGGCUUGGACGGCUUUUCCUACGUGGCAGACGAGGCUACUUUAAAGGCCCUGUUCAAAAAGGUGAUUCUGCUAGCUCUAGGGAAUUUGCGACAUGCAUUGGAGAAGGGAAGCGAAGAGCUCCUUAUGCCGCAUCAACGAGGCUAUCCUAUCACCUAUAACCACUACUUCACCGAAACACUCUAA